Messenger RNA from Vicia faba (fava bean), 2121 nucleotides. NCBI's taxonomy places the organism in Eukaryota, Viridiplantae, Streptophyta, Magnoliopsida, Fabales, Fabaceae. The record is from the annotation of a GenBank genome assembly.
AUGGCGUCGUGGCUCAAAGCCGCUGAAGAUUUAUUUGAAGUUGUUGAUCGAAGAGCGAAGCUGGUUGCCAGUGACAUUGCAGAAGAACAAUCUGAUUCCAAGUCUCCAGAAUUAGCUUCAAAUGGGCAAGGAUCUCAAGGCAAAAGGAAGAAAUUAAAAGCUAAGGCUCAAAAGAGACUGUCCGACCCAUCAACUAUAGUCAGUGAUACUACUAAGGAGAAAACUGGAUCUCCAGCAGCAACAUUGGAUGUAACAACUCCAAGCGAAAAAAUUGAUCCGGUAGCCAAACAUGAUGAGAGUGAUUCCAUUUCUACAAAUCAACCAAAGGAGCAGCAACCUACUGAUGCAACAUCACCCAUAAUAGGAACUUCGUUGUCAAAAGUGCUAGCUAGUGAUACUGAGAAACCUGACACACGUGAUGUGGAAGUCUUGGUAAAUGAUACUGCUGUUGAUGUUACUACUACUCCCGCAAGUAAGGAGCCUGGCAAAGAGAAUGCUUCAGAUAUUCAUGAAGCGGAUCCUUCUUCUUCUCCUAAAGGAAUGAAAGGCCCCAAUCACGAAUCUAUGAGUACUGACCAAAUUAUCAAGGCUGGAGAUUUAGACUCCAUCCAAUAUAAGGACCAAGAAAAACCUGAAUCUGUGGCUGAUGAUGUAGCUCCUAAUAGUGAUACCAUCCCUAAAGAUUCUGAUAUAAAAGCUGAGCCUAUAGUGAAUCAAAAGAGUCAAGAGGAUCAUAAAACUGACAUAUCCCCUGAAAAAGUACAGGAUCAGCUUGAAGAGGCCCAAGGAUUGCUCAAAACAACAAAAUCUACUGGUCAGUCUAAAGAGGCAAGGCUAGCUCGGGUCUGUGCUGGACUAUCAUCUCGCCUUCAAGAAUACAAAUCCGAAAAUGCACAGUUAGAGGAACUUCUUACUGCAGAGAGAGAGCUGAGCAAAUCAUAUGAGGCUAGCAUAAAGCAGCUACAAAAGGAUUUGUCUGAAAGUAAAAAGGAAGUUACAAGAGUUGAAUCAAAUAUGGGUGAGGCCUUGGCAGCCAAAAAUGCUGAAAUCGAGGCAGUUCUAAGUUCUGUGGAAGCAGUUAAAAGGCAGGCUGCAUUGUCAGAAGGAAAUCUAGCUUCCCUGCAGGCAAACAUGGAGUCUAUGAUGAGAAAUCGGGAACUGUCAGAGACAAGGAUGAUGCAGGCUCUAAGAGAGGAGCUAGCAUCUGUUGAGCGAAGAGCAGAAGAGGAGCGUGCUGCACAUAAUGCUACCAAAUUGGCUGCUAUGGAAAGAGAAGUGGAAUUGGAACAUAGAGCAGUUGAGUCAUCUACAGCCCUUGCGAGGAUACAGAGAAUAGCUGAUGAAAGGACAACAAAGGCCACAGAACUUGAGCAGAAGGUGGCACUCCUCGAGGUUGAAUGCUCAUCUUUAAAUCAAGAACUGCAAGACAUGGAAGCCCGUUUGCGCCGGGAACAAAAAAAAUCACCAGAAGAGGCAAAUCAAGUAGUUCAGAUACAGGCAUGGCAGGAAGAAGUGGAGCGUGCUCGUCAGGGUCAGAGGGAAGCUGAAAACAAAUUAUCUUCUUUUGAGGCUGAACUACAAAAAUUGAAAGUUGAAAUGGCUGCAAUGAAGAGGGAUGCUGAGCAUUAUUCGCGUCAGGAGCAUACGGAGUUAGAGAAACGUUAUCGGGAACUGACUGAUCUUUUGUACUACAAACAAACACAAUUAGAAACCAUGGUCAGUGAAAAAGCUGCCAUAGAGUUUCAGUUGGAGAAGGAAAUUAAGCGUCUUAAGGAAGCACAGGCAGAGACCGAAAGAAGUAGAGUUCCUCGUCGAGCAUCAUCAACUUGGGAAGAUGAGAGUGAUAUAAAAGCCCUGGAGCCUCUUCCUUUGCAUCACCGUCACUUGGCUGGUGCAAGUGUUCAGUUGCAGAAAGCAGUUAAACUGCUAGAUUCAGGGGCAGUAAGAGCCACAAGAUUCCUCUGGCGUUAUCCAACAGCUCGAGUUUUUCUAUUUUUCUAUUUGGUGUUUGUACAUCUCUUCUUGAUGUAUCUCAUGCAUCGGCUUCAGGUUCAAGCAGACAGUAUGGCUGAUAGAGAAGUUGCAGAAUCUAUGGGACUUACUAACCAGAGUUUACCAUGA